AUGCAAGUUGACUUCGAAACGCUAGCACAGCAGGUAGCAGAUUGGUAUAAUGAUUCUUCUUUUAUUGAAAUGCGUACAAAAAAGCAGAUGUGCAAUAUUUUAGACAAAGCUACUCUCAAAGCCGAAGAAUUCAGUCAUAUUUUCAAAAACAUAUAUGAUUAUUUCUUAAUAGAUGAUGUACUUGAAAUUAUGCAGCAUGCCCGUGUUAAUAUUUCAAAAGAUAUCUCAGAUGCAAACAUAAUUUUGCAUCGAAUUGGUAAAGUACUUAACAUUAGAGUUUUAAGUGAUAUCAGUAAGAAAUUUACAUCACUCGCUGACAAAAAAAGCCGCAGCAACGUAGACACAAGUUCAGAAUCAAUUAAGUCUCUAAUUGCUGCGGGAAAAGACAACAAUUUAGAGAAUUUAAACAGAAUAUACAAAAUUCUUUCUUUCGCAGCACAAGAAGGCUAUAAUUCUACAAUAGAAUACGCUGUUAAAAACGAUUAUAUUAAUGUAAAAGCAGAAAUAUUUGAUAAAAGUAUGACAAACACUUAUAAACUGACUGACUCAAACAUAUUAAUCAAAGCUGCGUAUGAAGGAGAUUUGACUCUCGUUGAAUCUCUUUAUAAAAAUAAUGUUGAUAUGAAAUAUACAACAAGAGACGGCGAAAAUAUCCUUCAUGCAUUUAGUAUCUCAAAUAACAUAGAAGGUGUCAAAUUUGCAUUAAACUUCUUUGAUAUUAACUCAGUAAAUUCAGGAAAUGAAACUGCUCUCUUUGUAGCACUUUUGUAUUCAAGAUACAAUGUUGUAGAUUAUUUAUUGAAGAGAGAUGAUGUUAAUACUAACAUCAUCUCUACAACCGGAUCUAAUUCAGAUGCUGUUUUGUUCAGAAUUAGAGAGAAUAGUAUGGUAAUUGGACGGCUGCUUGAGAAAAAGUCAGAUUUCUCUAAACGAGAAAAAUUGAGAUCAAAACAUCUUAUUGAUGCUGUUCAUGCGGCUUUGAAAGAUAAUGGCACAAAUUAG
Molecule: messenger RNA, 1002 nt
Organism: Trichomonas vaginalis G3
Lineage: Eukaryota; Parabasalia; Trichomonadida; Trichomonadidae
Product: RelA-associated inhibitor family
Exons: 1
Coding region: 1-1002 (333 amino acids)
Biological process (GO): regulation of transcription by RNA polymerase II
Molecular function (GO): transcription factor binding
Source: RefSeq, a predicted model, not a curated record